AUGAAGAACGAUAAAACUGAAAAACGAUCUUUCAUAAAGAGUGUGAGAAAUUAUUUUAGAGAGUAUUGUACUUGUACGAGUAUACAUGGAUUCAAGUAUUUCGGGGAGAAGAGAACUUACUUUGAGAGAUUUUGGUGGUUCAUCGUGUUUGGGUGUACACUAGCAGUGUGCAUAUUCACAAUAACUAUAGUUUAUCAAAGAUGGCUUCAAAGUCCCAUAAUUGUCAGCUUCGCCACCAGAGACACUCCCAUUUACUCGAUACCAUUUCCUGCGGUUACCAUUUGUUCCGAAAGCAAGUCAAUACAAAGCAAAUACAGUCACAUGGGUGUCGCCAGGAAAUUAUUCCUGAAUGAAAAUCUAACCGAAGAGGAGCAGUAUUUAGAGGAUUAUGUCGAAUCAGUUUGUGACACUAAAUUAUGGACUGGUUCGACCAAACCUUAUCUUCCUGACUUCAUCGAAACUAUGGAAAAUAUAAGUGAAUCUCUGCAUAUUAUAAGCUGCUCAUUCAUGAACGAACAAUCUUGUUCAGCUCUAUUCAAACCAAUAAUUACUGAUGAAGGAUUCUGUUACACCUUCAAUAUGUUGGAUAGAUCGGAAAUAUACAACGAGAAAGUAGUACAUCAUUCAUAUUAUCAUGCAAUGGGUAACCUGACCUAUGAGAACUGGACUGUUGAAAAUGGGUUUGCUAGUGAUGCAGGAAUCAAUCCAUACCCGAGAAGAGCCCUGAUGGCAGGAGUUAAUCACGGUCUCACUGUGCAUUUGAAGACGAUUAGAGCCAAUAUCGAUCACAUAUGUAAGCUAUCUCUCCAGGGUUACAGAGUGAGCGUCCAUCUUCCAUCAAGAGUACCAAGUCUCAGACAGGAAUAUUUCAGGGUUCCUCUGGAUCAAGCUGUUCUCGCAGUGGUGAACCCAUCGAUGAUAACGACUUCAGAGACCGUGAGAUAUUACAGUCCAGCUAGAAGAGAAUGCUAUUUUUCGACGGAGAGAUCUCUGAAGUAUUUCAAAACCUACACCAACAAAAAUUGUCUCCUAGAAUGUCUUACUAACUAUACAUUGAAACAUUGUGGAUGUGUAGCGCACUAUAUGCCAAGAGAUAAUGAGACGGAGAUCUGUGGACCAGGUAAUACUCCUUGCAUGUCUGCUGCUGAAGAGGACUAUCAGCUAUACGAUUUGCGGAAAAAAAUUGGAGUUGGUGGAAAUGAAACGACUAGAAUUGAACACCUAGAUGAUUGUGACUGUAUGCCAAUGUGUUCAGAUUUAUCUUAUAAUGUGGAUAUUUCCCAAAGUGACUGGAAAUUUUGGGAAGUUGAAGCGCGAUUACUUGGAUCUGACACUAAUUUAUCGAGUGAUGGACUCCACGUAUCGAAACUUACGAUCUUUUUCAAGUCGUCGCAUUUCAUCACUACCCAGAGGCAUGAGUUUUAUGGACCGACGGACUUUUUGGCUAAUUUCGGUGGCUUAUUAGGACUUUUCACUGGAGUUUCCGUCCUUUCAGUUAUGGAAGCUAUCUACUUUCUCACUGUGAGGAUUUGCUGCAACACUAGGCUCUAUGGAUAUUGGGCAGGACCACAACAACUUUAA
This is a messenger RNA of Phaedon cochleariae (mustard beetle), 1581 nucleotides long. The record is from the annotation of a GenBank genome assembly. Lineage: Eukaryota; Metazoa; Arthropoda; Insecta; Coleoptera; Chrysomelidae.